Molecule: messenger RNA, 1347 nt
Organism: Raphanus sativus (radish)
Lineage: Eukaryota; Viridiplantae; Streptophyta; Magnoliopsida; Brassicales; Brassicaceae
Product: transcription factor TCP7
Exons: 1
Coding region: 347-1030 (227 amino acids)
Biological process (GO): regulation of circadian rhythm
Cellular component (GO): nucleus
Molecular function (GO): sequence-specific DNA binding; DNA-binding transcription factor activity
Source: RefSeq, a predicted model, not a curated record
AGAACAAGUCUUAUCCAGAAUCAACCAUUGCUUAUAAAUGCACAUAACCGCCAGAGGACCGGGCUGGCCUACCUAACUUAAAUUCUCCUGCCGGAGCGUGGACCACACGCGAUAUACCCACCGGAGGUCAGGAGCGUGAAGUCCACUACGUAGUAACAAAAAUGAAAGAAAGAAAAAAACAGAGGAGAUGAGCUGUGAGAGAGACCCCACCAACCAUGUGGCCUGUUUCAUGUCUCCACCAGCUCCUGCUUCUCAAUCAUUUGCUUCCCUUCCUCUUCCUCCUCCGAAUGUGUUUCAGUGAGUCAUACUAAACCACCACUCUCUCUUCCUUAUUCUUCCAAGAACCAUGUCUAAUAACACCAACGGAGUUAUGAUCUCAAACAGAGAUAUACUCGAACGUCAGAGACAACAACAGCAACAGCAACCGUCAGAGGGAGCUCUCGUUGUGAAGAAACCUCUAGCGAAAGAUCGACACACCAAAGUUGACGGAAGAGGGAGGAGGAUACGUAUGCCAAUCAUAUGCGCAGCUCGUGUUUUCCAGCUAACAAGAGAGCUCGGCCACAAAUCCGACGGCCAGACCAUCGAAUGGCUCCUCCGUCAAGCUGAGCCUUCCAUCAUAGCCGCGACAGGAACCGGCACUACUCCGGCAAGCUUCUCCACCACCUCAACAUGCACUAUGUCGUCCUCGUCUCUAGAUCACAAACCUUUACUAGGUUCCUCACCGUUUAUACUCGGGAAACGCGUGAGAGCCGACGAGGAUUCCGGAGGUGCUAAACCUGCUGGGUUUUGGGCAGCUCCCGCGAGGUCAGAGUUCGGACAGGUUUGGAGCUUCGCCGCUGGAUCUCAACAAGUGAUGUUCUUGCAACAACAACAACAACAAGAAGCUGCACUUUUUGUUCACCAGCAGCGACAGCAACAAGGUGCAAUGGGUGAAGCUUCGGCAGCUAGAGUUGGUAGUCAUCUUAACUUGCUAGCUUCUUUGUCUGGUGGAGCUCCCGGGUCGGGUCGGAGAGAGGAAGACAGACGUUGAUGAUGAAGUUGAGCUCCUUUUUACUUUGGUACAUACAUAUAUCUGUUUCUCUCAUAUAUGUUUGUGUUUUAGUUUUUAGAUUGAUUUAUUGGUUCCAGGAGUGAUGUAAGAGUGUCUUUAGUGUUGAAGUUAAAACUAGGAUUAGGGUUUAAGAAUCUUGUCUUAAAGAUUUGUUUAAUGAAGUUUUUGUUUUUGUGGGAGAUCAAGAUUUACUACUGUUUAUUGUUGUUGCUAAUUGUGUAAUGUGUUACAACAAAUGUGGUUAGAAAAUUGCGUAAGCUGCCACGUUUGUUUUCAAUAAAAUGUUACAUUCUGUA